AUAUAAAUAAAGUAAACAAACGUUGCACCAGCAUUACUGAUCAUUUCGCCAUGAUACGAACGCGUUGCGUCUGUCACGCAGUGGUUAGUUGACCAGUAACAGGAACGCGCGUAGUUUUGAGUCUGAUCGGCGUUUCCCGCGUAUUUUACGGGCGUGAUUUAUUGUGAAAAUAAUUUAAAGAUAUAUUUAGUUUGAAAGUGUUGUAGAAGUUGUUAUAGAAUAAGACUAAAAAUGGAUGUUCCAGUAAGAGAAAGUGUUUUGUGGCGUGUCUUUCCAGCCAGAUACAUACUAGCAGUUCUUGGGUCCAUAGGCUUCGCAAUAGUCUAUGGCCUCAAAGUGAACCUCUCAGUCGCCAUGGUAGGAAUGCUGAACCAUACUGCGAUCAAGAUGGCGCAAGUAGCUGAAGGUGGACAUGAGAACAAGAGUGUACAUGAUCUGUUAGGAGGUGAAGAGGAAUGUGCCCCGACUGGAGGAAGCAGCAAUGUUACCGAACAAGAUGGUCCCUUCGUGUGGUCUUCUGAAGUACAAGGCAUUGUGCUGAGUUGUUAUUUCUGGGGCUACUUCGUCUCACAGUUACCUGCUGCCCGCAUAGCGGAGUUAUACUCAGCGAAAUGGGUGAUGUUCUUCAGCGUUUUCAUCAACGUGGUGUGCACUCUGCUCACUCCGGUCAUGUGUGAGCUGCACUACUCCGCCGCUGUGCUCAUGAGGAUCGGGGAAGGCAUUGGCGGGGGUGUAACAUUCCCGGCGAUGCACACGCUGCUGUCUAAAUGGGCGCCACCAUCAGAGCGCAGCUUCAUGGCAGCGCUGACGUAUGCCGGCACCUCGCUCGGUACUGUCAUCUCUAUGCUGAUGGCAGGAGUGCUUACUGCUAAUAUUGGUUGGGAGAGCGUAUUCUACGUGAUGGGAGGUUUGUCGCUCAUAUGGUGCGUGCUAUGGGUGGUGUUAGUUCAGGACUCGCCGCAACAGCAGCGCUUCAUGACGGCUGACGAGAGAGCUAUGGUCACCACUGCGCUGGGCAACCAAGGACAGCAGUCGCAUAAGCAUAACCACCCCGUCCCAUGGCGAGCAGUAUUCACAUCGCCGGCAUUCCUGGCUAUCCUGGUAGCUCACACGUGUUCUAACUUCGGCUGGUACAUGGUGCUCAUUGAGCUGCCCUUCUACAUGAAGCAAGUGCUCAAGUUUAAUAUGACUGAGAACGCGUUAGCGGUGUCUAUGCCAUUCCUAUCUCUGUGGUUCUUCAGCAUGGUGCUGAGUCGCACUCUGGACUGGCUGCGCGGCAAGUCUAUCAUCACUACCACCACGGCUAGGAAAAUUGGCACUAUAUGUGCCUCUCUAGUGCCGGGAGGCUGUUUGCUAGCGAUCUGCUACAUCGGCUGCAGCCGGGCGGCGGCGGUGGCGCUCAUGGCGGUGGCCGUCACGUCCAUCGCCGGCAUGUUCUGCGGCUUCCUCUCCAACCAUAUCGAUAUCUCGCCUAAUUUCGCUGGUACAUUGAUGGCUAUUACAAACACAGUGGCAACAGUUCCUGGCAUUGUGGUGCCCAUCUUCGUAGGCUAUGUCACUCAUGGCAAUCAAACAAUACAUGCAUGGCGCAAGAUAUUCUUCACCACCAUAGGUUUGUAUGUCAUCGAGUUGGUAACAUACACUAUAUUCGGCUCCGGAGAGGAACAACCUUGGAACAAAGUGGACACUGAAGACAAGAAGGAAAGCAAGCAGUCUCAUAGAAAUUCUAUCCUUUAUUUUUCCAUAUAUGAAUAGGUAGGAGUAAAAGAAGUCUAUUGAUGCUAAUACUAUUUUAGUUAAGUUUAAACCUGACUACGAUUGUUAAGUUUACAAAAAAGUUAAAACUAUGACUUACAUACAAGGAUAUGUCUAAAUGUUCCGUACUCUAUGGCGCUUGACUAACAAAGCAGGUUUGAAUGAAUGAUAUUUUUUAGACAAAUAAAAAACAAUGUUAUAGAGAUUUUAUAAUAUCUUUAUUCCCUAAAAUGAUGCUUUAAAUGUCUAGGUAAUCAAUAUAAUAUUAGCCGGUUAUAUUUACUGAUAGUACUUAAAGAGGCAGGAAAAAUCUAAGGAUAGUGCAUAUUUUGUGGUCUGUUGUAUGAUGAAUAGUAUUUUUGUAACAAUAACUUUAUUGUUUUUAAUAGUAUUAUAACUGUAUGCGAAAAUGAAAAUUUAGUUUUCCAUAUUUUUAUUCAAAUUGUGAGAGGGAUAAGAUUAUACUUAGGUAAUUGUAUUUUUUUAAGUAACGAAUUCUCACAGCUUUAUUUUUAAGUGACUUAGUAUAAAAUUUCGCAACUAAGGUCAAUUUGAAAAAAAUAAUAAUAAUGACAACUAAUUAAAUAUUAUUUUGUUUGUUUAAAAUAGAUAUUGCAUGAAAGAUUUCUGAGCUUUUUUGCAAGUACUAGUAAUUUCUCUCUAUUUAUUGUUCUCGUCAAAGUUCUUCUUUGUGACACAUAAAUACAAGAACUUAAAAUUACUGUUUUAUGUUGAAAAUAACGUGUUUUUAUGUAUUAUAAGAUUAUUAUAGACUGACAAAAUUAUGAAAAUAUUAUAGUGUGUAGUGUUUUCAAACAUAUGAAAUUAUUAUGCAUUUAUAUUCAAAAUAUUUAAAAAAUGUACUUAUACUUGAAAGUUUGCUUACCAAAGACAUUUUGUGUACUUACGCAAAGGUUUUUAUAAAUAAAAGUUUUAUUAAUUUUA
Molecule: messenger RNA, 2700 nt
Organism: Helicoverpa armigera (cotton bollworm)
Lineage: Eukaryota; Metazoa; Arthropoda; Insecta; Lepidoptera; Noctuidae
Gene: MFS3
Product: sialin
Exons: 11
Coding region: 232-1755 (507 amino acids)
Biological process (GO): transmembrane transport; monoatomic anion transport
Cellular component (GO): membrane
Molecular function (GO): transmembrane transporter activity
Source: RefSeq, a predicted model, not a curated record